This is a messenger RNA of Opisthorchis viverrini, 2268 nucleotides long. RefSeq lists its product as hypothetical. The transcript has 2 exons. The record is from RefSeq and is a predicted model, not a curated record. The annotation marks the transcript as partial. NCBI's taxonomy places the organism in Eukaryota, Metazoa, Platyhelminthes, Trematoda, Opisthorchiida, Opisthorchiidae.
AUGCAGAGUGAUUCUCAAUUGUUCAUCGAUCCCACCUAUCGAGAUGAGGUUCACUUUAGUGGGGAUUAUGACUACGACCUGGUUGGGAAACCCACAUCCAACAGAAUAAGACUGUUGCAAAAUCAUCUUGAUUCAAUGCGACAGUUUCUCGAGUCCUAUCAGGUGGAAAUAUUCCUCAGCACUCUGCUCUUUUUCGCAGUCCUGCUUUUGAUUCCAUGUGUAGUACGAUGGUUUGAGGAAUGUUGGACAACUCUAACGAUCUUACGAUUGGCCUCAAAACAACGAGGCGAAAUUCGGAGAAAGGAACAGUCAACUACAACUUUGUUGAAACAGAAUCAUUUUAACGACCUUUAUGCUCGUGUUGCGAUUCAAGCCUACACAGGUUUGUGGCGAGUAUUUGAGGGGGCCCGUAAAAUCCCUAUCCCACUAACUGGUGAAGAAUACGAAAUGCUUCGAUAUAUAUUUGUGUAUAGUCCAGUUAGUGAGGAAGCAAGUGGACCGAGUUUUAGGUUGUCACAAGCCGAUUCGGUUGAGUCAACAGAGCUCAUUCCGGAACAAACGGAUGAGCCACCGGUUUGCGCGAGAUUUAAACCAUGGAUAUGCAUAACGAAGGAAGAAGAAGAAGGGACACCUUCGUCAGAACCAUCUUCACCAAAUUUAGAAGGUACGUUGUCAAAAUCCGAUUCAAUUGAAUCGAUACCGCAUAUUCUGGAAGAAACAAAGAUGCAACCCGCGUGUGUGGAAUAUCCACCAUUGAUGUCCAAGACGGAAGAGAAGAUAUCUUCGUUAGAGUCGUCUUCACGAGGCUCAGGAGAUAGGCUAGAAUUGACUGGAUGGUUGCUAGAAUAUAAACGUCGCCUUCAAGAGGCAAUGGAAAAAGCUCCGGUAAACAAAAUAGCCGUUUUAUCCAGGAGGGCUUCGAUGACAUCAUCACCUCAUGGGCAGAAACUCUCGAGGGUGGAAAGUCUUGAGACUACCGACCCAGAGUUUUUCCGACCCGUUUGGGAACCGACUCAUGAAGCUUUGGAACGCAGUCUUGGUCCAGGAAAGCGCUUCUACCCUAGCGGCACCAUCCCAUCACACUUGGCUGAAAAACUCAAAAUUGAUCACACAAUCGAUCUGCCAAUCGAUGACAAACAUCGACCCAGUGUAUACUUUCGAACAGCAUCUAGUGAUCCUAAUUCUUUGGAAAUAUCUGGCUCUUCGGUUCAUUCACAAGAAAACGAGGAGGUGUUGAUGGAAGAGCUACGUCGAAUGGCGGGCAUAGAUGGACGCAAAAAAGGAAAGGGUCAUUCAUUCCUCGUGGCCAUGUUGUCUUACACAUCGGAUGACAUAAUCAUAGACCCAACCUUUGCAGAUUAUGAUGCCUAUUUGCGCGUAUACGAUUACGACCUUCUGGGGCAUCCGAUUGGCCUCGGACGGGACUUCUUGCGUAAUCCAAUCGGAUACCUAAAAGUUAAGAUCACGGAAUACAAAGUCUACAUUACACUUAGUCCAUUCAUGCUAUUCUUCGCUUAUUAUCUCCUAGUGGUGGUUGGAAUACGCUCUAUCAAAAGUGGUCUCCAUUGGACCUUAUCAGUUCUGUUUUUCAAGAAAGAAAGAGGGAAAGCCAAAUCACGGGCCCGGGAUAGGAUGCUUCGAGAAUUACCUGAGGAUUUAGAUAUACACGCUCAAGCAAUUUAUCGCACACUGGCCAGACAUCACCAGAUAAAAAGCACAACGGCUAAGGAUGUCUUGCCGGAAACGGCCAGCGACUACGAGGCGAUGCGGUUCGCUUUCGAGGCAGUGUGUGCCACCGGUUGGAGCCUGCGCACACUGGAGGAAGCCGAUCCAUUUCGUUCUUUCGAAGACGAACCUAUUGAAGGUGCCGCGGAAGACGAGGAGAUAGACAGACUUUUGGCUGAAAUGGCUAUUGAAGGCGGUGCGGAAGAAGAGGCGGGCGAAGAAGAAGAAGGAAACGGUGAAAGGCGGGUGGAUGGGGAAGCCAAAGAUGCUACUGGAGACAGUCCACAACCGGAAGAAGAAAUUGACCAAGAGAAUGUGGAUGACGACCGUACACCACCGUACGACAUACAGUCUGGCGAGGAGCCCCUUGCAGUUGACAGUCCGAUCGAACAUGAAGAGGAUGUUCAUUACCCGCAGAAUGAAGAGCACUUUGUUCAAGAAGCCGAUGAGCAGGAGGAUCAAAUAAAUGUGCAUAAUCCAGGCGCGAAGGGAUUCCAUACAAACGAGAUCAACCCUUCCUCUGAAGGAACCGACAACCUCAGG